Molecule: messenger RNA, 1419 nt
Organism: Hibiscus syriacus
Lineage: Eukaryota; Viridiplantae; Streptophyta; Magnoliopsida; Malvales; Malvaceae
Product: transcription factor BPE-like
Exons: 6
Coding region: 286-1068 (260 amino acids)
Biological process (GO): regulation of DNA-templated transcription
Cellular component (GO): nucleus
Molecular function (GO): DNA-binding transcription factor activity; protein dimerization activity
Source: RefSeq, a predicted model, not a curated record
CCAGUCUAUUUAUACCCUGAAUUUUGUAAAUCGGAUGGUGGAUACUGGAUAAGCGAAAACGAGGGAGGUGAGAGAGAUAAGGGUUUUCUCCAAAGCAUUAAAAAAAACGAGUAAACCUCACUGGAAGUGACUUAGUUCGCAACUCCCGAGGUGUCUUUCGAAGAAUUGAAGCCGAAAACAAGGAAACGCAGUUGCCAUUAAAACCCAUCUUCUUUCGUUACUAAUUUCAAACAAAGUUUCCCUUUUUGCUCUUUUUUUUAUGUGAAGUUUGGGAGUGUUUUUUUAAUGGAUCCACCGGCAAUGAUGAGUGAUGGCGGGUACAAUAUAGCGGAGAUCUGGCAGUAUCCCGUAAGUGAAUCCGCGAUAAGGAAGGGUCAAUUUGGGAAUGUGUCGGGUCAUUUCGUCGACCCGAAUCGAGAGGUAUCGGGUAAUGAUCCGGUGGGCUUGGAGCAGCGGCGGCAGAGAGGGGUUGGUGUGAGGCGGAGGCGUGGUGGAGAAGAUGAGUCAGCUAAGAUUGUCUCCACCGGUAGUGGCAAUGGCGUGAGUAUUUGUGAUCGGAAAAAACUCAAAGCGUCAGGAUGUAGAGACGAGAACGAUGAUUCUAAACUCGAAGCAGAAUCCAGUUCAGGCAAGCUAGUGGAACAGAAAGCUCAACCACCAGAGCCACCUAAGCAAGAUUACAUCCAUGUCCGUGCUAGAAGGGGUCAAGCUACCGAUAGUCACAGUUUAGCAGAAAGGGCUAGGAGAGAAAAGAUUAGUGAAAGAAUGAAAAUUCUUCAGGAUCUGGUCCCUGGUUGCAAUAAGGUUAUUGGCAAGGCUCUUGUCCUUGAUGAGAUAAUUAAUUACAUCCAAUCACUACAACGUCAGGUCGAGUUCUUGUCAAUGAAGCUUGAAGCAGUCAAUUCAAGAAUGAACCCUGCCUUUGAAGUAUUUCCUCUUAAAGAUUAUGAACAACAAGCGUUUAAUACUACUGGAAUGGCAUUUGGUUCGCAAGCAACAAGGGAAUACAGUCGUGGUACAUCACCAGAGUGGUUGCAUAUUCGCGGUGGUUUUGAAAGAACAACGUAAUCUCAAAAAUUCCUUGUCAAGCAGCAAUAAGAACAUUAAUUUCUAAUGAUUCGUCCUUCAGUCAUGCCCAAAGAAGUAUAUUGCAUCCCGGUAAACCAAAGAGAGUAUAUUUUCUUUCCCGCAACAUGAGGCAUCCAGCUGCCGUUGCUGUCUAAAAGAAUGCUAAAGUUAGUACUUGAACAUCUUCGUUGUUGUGUCUCAGAGGAUGUGUUCUUUUACAUCAUCUAUGAAAUGUCAGGUUUUACAGCCUUCUCUGUACUAUAUACCGGUACUGAAUCUCGUAGAAUCGUUAUUGUUGUUGUACAAGAAAGUUGCUUGUUCAUAAUUACUGAUGCUUUAAUGUUGAGCCAA